Drosophila serrata is the source of this 2187-nucleotide messenger RNA. RefSeq names its product SKI family transcriptional corepressor fussel (gene fuss). Gene Ontology annotation, biological process: negative regulation of transcription by RNA polymerase II; negative regulation of BMP signaling pathway. Gene Ontology annotation, cellular component: cytoplasm; transcription regulator complex; nucleus. Lineage: Eukaryota; Metazoa; Arthropoda; Insecta; Diptera; Drosophilidae. The record is from RefSeq and is a predicted model, not a curated record. Gene Ontology annotation, molecular function: RNA polymerase II cis-regulatory region sequence-specific DNA binding; SMAD binding; DNA-binding transcription factor activity, RNA polymerase II-specific.
AUGGAAAAUAGUCCGGCGGUCCUUCAAAGGUCAAAUCAUGUUAGCACAGUUCUACUUUACGGCAUUCCAAUUGUAUCAUUAUAUAUUGAGGGGCAGGAGCGUUUGUGCCUCGCCCAAAUCUCAAAUACUUUGCUCAAACAAUUUAGCUAUAACGAGAUACAUAAUCGUAGGGUUGCAUUGGGCAUUACAUGUGUACAAUGUACACCUGUGCAGUUGGAAAUACUGCGAAGAGCUGGCGCUAUGCCAGUGAGUUCGCGUCGUUGCGGAAUGAUAACGCGGCGAGAAGCGGAGCGAUUAUGUAAAAGUUUUUUGGGAGAUAAUACACCGCCCCGAUUGCCUGAAGACUUUGCCUUUAGCGUUCAGCACAAGUGUGCUUGGGGCUGUCGCGGUUCAUUUUUACCUUCCCGUUAUAAUUCCUCUCGGGCAAAAUGCAUUAAAUGCUCAUACUGUGGAAUGUUUUUCUCGCCCAAUAAAUUUAUAUUUCAUUCACAUCGGAUAACUACAAAUGAUAGAUAUGUGCAACCAGAUGCUGCAAAUUUUAAUUCUUGGCGCCGGCAUAUGACCUUAUUAAAUGGAAAUAAUACCAGUGAUGAGAAAAUUAUACACGCUUGGGAAGAUGUCAAGGCAAUGUUUAAUGGCGGAACGAGGAAGAGAUUGGUUGGAAGUGGAACCAGUGGUAGUAAUAAUAAUAAUCGAAAUCAAAAUUCAUCUCCUUCAUCAGGAAUUUUGAAAGGAAGAACUUCAUGUAUUUCACCAACAGAAACUGUAAGCUUUGAUAGAAACUUAAAUAAGACUUUGACAACGGAAGAGGAAUCAUUAUGCCCCACCCUGGAUAAACAAUAUAAAUAUAGUACUGUUGCAGCUGCUACCGCUGCUGUGGUUGCAGCAGUUGGUGUUCCCUUUAAUUUUGAUGAUUCUAACGCCUCCCUAUCAGGGGAUCAUCUUUCUGUAAUGCCAAUAUCCAGAAAUUUUGUGGUAGACUACAUGUGGCAACAUAAGGAUCAUCUGCAUUAUGAACAGCAGUUUUCAAAAAAGGCGGAAUCAAAUUUGGAAACUUUUGAAUUUGAAACAAAUUAUCCGAAAUCAUGGGGAAAACCAGAGGCUAAUGUUAUAGGAAAUUCUGUGCGCUUUUCGGAUAAUAUUACUACUCACAAAAAUCGUAAGGUUAUGGGUAUAGGAGGAGGAGGGAAUUCUAGUCUCGCCGAUUAUAAGAUUCCAUCAAUUCUGAGCUGUUCGGCUUUUAAGCCUGUUGUGGCUUCUACAGCUAUAGUCUCAACCUCAUUAUAUACGAGAUCCAGUGAUUUGAACAAAAAAAAUGAUAAUGUCAACUCCUCACAAGCAACAAGAACUACAACGGUUCUCACACAUAAUACUACUUCACACCGAAUAGUUAACCACGACUUGGCGUUUUCGACAAUUUCAGAUAAAGAAAAAAAAUUAGCAAAUAGUAUUUCCAAAAAAGUAAACGAUAAUAACAAUAACGAUGACGACGACGAUGAAGUUGUCGAUAUUGAAACAACAGAGGAUGAAAGUAAAUUCUUGAGUCAUCACGAAAAUAGUAAAAGUAACAGCAUCUCUCAUACGACAAGUACGAAUAUAGAUGUUGAGGCAGAUGUCGAUGUUGAUGUCAUAACAACCGAGGAGGAUGCUGACGAUCAAUUGGAGCUUAUCUCAAGUUCUUGCUCUAUUAAAAAUUCCAGUCGAUCUUCGAUGUCAUUCUUUAAAACCGAACAUAUUCAAAUAUCUCCAGCGGAUACAAAGGGGAAACUAUGCAAUGAUGAUGAAAUCAAUAUAAAUGGGGAAACAAAUGGCUUAAAUGGUCAUCAUUUAAAAAUAACCCACCAAAAAACGGAUAAAGCGCAUCAUCACCAUGUGGAUCGAUGCUGUAACCAAAAGCAGUACUACAGCAAACCCUCAGUAUCUUCACAAAAUCUAUCCUCAACGUCUAGCCUACAAAUCCAACAGCGUUUGGCCUUUCCAGUAUUUUUUAAAUCACAAUUGCACUCAUUUCGUCCUUUGAAUUAUUAUCCCCAAUCUCUGCCAGGGACGGCGACUCUAAGCUCUACCAGCUCUACGGAAGACUCCAAUAAAUUGAUACCGCGUGUCAUCAAUAGGCCCCUGUCAUCGACAUGUCAUCAACGCGCCGACUGCGACUUCUACUACGACGCCCUGUCCACGAUACAGUAA